AUUUGGCAUGCGUUCCACAUCUCCCAGAUACGUAGACUACAAUUGCUUGCCUUAAUACACUCACAAUUCAUAAAUCACAAGAACAAGAGAAGAUGGUGACAACCUGUGAACAGAACUAAAGUUGGUGACGCAAAAAUGUCAAUAAAUGUGGACAGAACAAAAAGAAGCCUUUUGCCUUUUCACACUAACAGAAAUCACUUUCUUCUUCAUCUUCUCUCCCUCUCUCCUUACAAUUAUUCAACUUCUUCAUCUGUUGAAUGCCUGCAUCAGAUACAAACAAACAUCAAGAUAUACAAUUGAGGGAAUCAUCUGUAAACUUCUGAGUCCUCUGCAGAAUCAAAUGGGGGAUUCAAGGGUGAUAGCACUCUACAUCACAUUAGGCUGUAUGGCUUUCAUUAUAUCAAAGAUAAUUAUUUCAAUCCUUCUCUAUCGUCGAUGGAGAAGGAAGAACAUGGUGUAUGAAGACGGCUUCUCAGGUGGCAAGAUGGUGAUGUUCAGGUCAGCAACGUUACAAUCCCUAACAUCGGAGGAGUUCUUGAAGAAGACACUGAAAUUGAGCAACAAAGACAUCAUUGGCUCUGGAGGUUACGGAACUGUAUAUCGACUGUCCAUCACUGACUCCAUAGCCAUUGCUGUGAAAAGAUUAAACAAGGGAAGUGCAGACAGAGAUCGAGGAUUCGAGAGAGAGCUUGAAGCGAUGGGGGAUAUCAAGCACCGUAACAUUGUGACUCUUCAUGGAUACUACACUGCACCUCAUUAUAAUCUUCUAAUGUAUCAGCUCAUGCCCAAUGGAAGUCUGGAUGCAUUCCUACAUGGGAAAUCAAUGGACAGGAAGCUAUUGGAUUGGCAUUCCAGAUACAAAAUAGCAUUAGGAGCUGCAAGAGGUAUAGCGUACCUGCAUCAUGACUGCAUACCUCACAUAAUCCACAGAGAUAUUAAGUCAAGCAAUAUAUUGCUGGAUGAGAGCAUGGAGGCUCGGGUUUCAGAUUUCGGACUUGCAACGUUGAUGGAACCUGAUCAAACUCACGUUUCGACAUUUGUAGCCGGAACUUUUGGAUACUUGGCUCCUGAAUAUUUUGAUACUGGCAGGGCAACCACAAAAGGAGAUGUAUACAGCUUUGGAGUUGUCAUGCUAGAGCUUCUAACUGGGAAGAAACCAACUGAUGAAGCAUUUUUCGAGGAAGGAACCAAGCUUGUGACAUGGGUAAAGGCAGUUGUUGAAGAUAAAAGGGCGGAGCACGUAGUUGACAGUAGCUUGGAGUGCUACCCAGCCAAAGCGAUUGACUAUUUUUUCAAAAUUGCAUUUAUGUGCCUUGAGCCAGAGCCCUCCCAGAGACCGACUAUGACAGAGGUUGUCAAGAUGCUUGAGCAAAUAAAAUCAGAAUCAGCUGCAAAAUAUUCAUAAUUCUUUGUUUAAUGACUAUCCUUUCUAGCAAUCCCUUGAUAGAAUCCAAUACUAUGUUCAGUUUUCUUCAGGUUCUCAACAAGUAGAACUGCCACAGUA
Messenger RNA from Tripterygium wilfordii, 1504 nucleotides. RefSeq names its product receptor-like serine/threonine-protein kinase At1g78530. Gene Ontology annotation, molecular function: protein kinase activity; ATP binding. Gene Ontology annotation, biological process: protein phosphorylation. The transcript is spliced from 6 exons. The record is from RefSeq and is a predicted model, not a curated record. Lineage: Eukaryota; Viridiplantae; Streptophyta; Magnoliopsida; Celastrales; Celastraceae. Bases 146 to 1405 code for a protein of 419 amino acids.